Hemibagrus wyckioides is the source of this 1862-nucleotide messenger RNA. Its product is annotated as fMet-Leu-Phe receptor-like. Gene Ontology annotation, molecular function: complement receptor activity; G protein-coupled receptor activity. The record is from RefSeq and is a predicted model, not a curated record. The transcript has 3 exons. Lineage: Eukaryota; Metazoa; Chordata; Actinopteri; Siluriformes; Bagridae. The coding region runs from base 152 to 1195 and encodes 347 amino acids. Gene Ontology annotation, biological process: complement receptor mediated signaling pathway; phospholipase C-activating G protein-coupled receptor signaling pathway; positive regulation of cytosolic calcium ion concentration. Gene Ontology annotation, cellular component: plasma membrane.
UAGAGCUUAGACCUGAGUUAAGUGUCUUAGGCAGGUCAUUAAUGUAGAUUCAGCUUUAACAUUCAUCAUUACGUUUUAUAAUGCUGGUUUUUGUUUAGAUAAAAGAAAUAAAAACAGCAACUCACCAACAACCAACAAAACUUACAGCAGAAUGACAUCAACUGACAGGUUCAUCCUCCUUCCUGAUGCUGAAGCCUCCAGCAAAAAUGGCAAAACCACAGUAGACAUCGAAGCUGUUACAGCAUACAUCACUAUUGUCUUUUACACAAUCACUGUACUUUUUGGCAUCACUGGAAAUGCUGUGGUCAUCUGGAUGACCGGAUUCCGUCUAAAAGCCAGCGUGACCAAUGUUUGGCUGGCCAACUUGGCUGUAGCAGACCUGAUUUUCUGCCUCACUCGUGUCACUUCCUUGAUUAAGAAACUCUUCUAUGAUUAUUGGCCCUUUGGUGUGUUCCUCUGCAAGUUCAAUGGAUUCUUCAAGUACACCAAUAUGUUCUGCAGUGUUUUCAUCCUGGCCGUCAUUAGUCUGGACCGGGCGGUUUGUGUUUGGCAGCCAGUGUUCAGCAGGCAGCGGCGAACUCUAUGUGCAGCUAGACUCAUCAGCGUUGGGGUUUGGAUGGUGGCAGUGAUCUUCAGUGCACCGUAUUAUGUCUACCGUCAAGUAUACACAGGCAAGAACAACUUCAGCAAGUGUGGCGUGGAGGUGCCGGAAUCACCUGAAGGUGACAACAGAACUAAGCUGGCUUUGUACAGCAUUCGCUUCUUAUGUGGAUUUUUGUUGCCUUUCCUCGUCAUCCUGAUCUGCUAUGUUCUAGCUGGUUUAGGGAUACAGAGAACACGAAUCCUGCAGAAAUCACGGCCUCUUCGAAUUCUUGCUGGUUUGGUCUGUGCAUUCUUCCUCUGCUGGGGGCCUUAUCACUUUCUCCUUUUGGCCAAAAUGGUGGAUAGCAAGAGCCAAGCGGUGAAAGUGGGACUGCCCAUUGCUAGUGGUAUAGCCUAUAUUAACAGCUGUGUUAACCCAAUUCUGUACUUCUGUAUGGGGCUGGACAAGAGGCGGCGCUUUAAACAAAGCCUGUCUCGGGUCUACGCUAGAGCUCUAGCUGAAGACUUCGAAGGGCAGACCUCACAGUCUAAAGACACAGGUUCAGGAACUGUGGAGGAUGGUCCAGUUUCAGGAGAACUGCAAGAGUCAUAGUGACAGGGAAGUAUGUGGUUAACGUUUAAAAAGCCGCACAGUAAGAAGAAGCUAAACAUCAGUUUAUACAUGUGUUAGUUAUGUGGUUGAUGUUUGUUAUGACUUUGUGUACAAUACAUGCAAUUCGUUUUAACUAAUGCAGUUAGGAAAACAUCAAUAUAAAGCAUGGCCAACAGGAUGACUCCAGCAUUCUGUCUAGGAAUGGUUUAAAAUAAAUAAGUCCUCGUUUUACAAAACAGUGUUUAAUUGAAGCUUCUUUUCUAGAGAAGAGUCAUGGGCAAGUCUGUCCAAAACAAUAUUAAAAAAAAAUAAUAAUAAUAACAAGGACACUGAGACUGACAUCAAGGAGCCCCAUAUAAUAAAAAGGUGUUAUGUAAAGGUUGUUUUCUUGAUUUGGUCUAUGCCAUUAUUGUAAUAAUUUAUAUUUCAAUAAAUAAAAAAAGACAUUAGAUUUCAGUUCUGAUGAGACUGAUGAGAUCUUGAAUAAAUGAAGGAAAAAUACAUUUAAAAGUUUGAGGUUUAGAUAAGACACUGUGGUUCAUUCUCUUAGAUAAUCCAAAGUGUUAUUCUUACAGUAUUGCUAUAAUAUUUGUUGUUAUGUUGACUAUCAUUAUCUGCUAAUAAAAAAAAAUUGUGUGCCCUCUAGUGCACACACUUGAUACUGUAA